UAAUUCCAGCCUGAGCAGGCAGUUGUCACAAUUCCAGUUAAAAAGUACUUCUGGUGGCAGUGAGUAGUCAUGAGUUUGUCUCACCUAAACAGAGCUGAGAGCCACUUUCAAGUAUCAGAGGUGCAUGAACUGGAGACAGUGGGGAAGAAAGCUUGGGACAAUCCUGUUUACAAUGGCUCUCCUUCUACCUCCUUGAAAAUUCAAACCAUCUACAACCCCAAGUCUAUCCUGGAGAAUCCCUAUGAGAAUUUUGAAGAGGUUGGGAAUCCACUGCCCUACCAAGAAGAACAGAGCAAAGCUGUGAAUGGGAAGACAAGUCCUUUCCUCAAGUGCUGCUUCUACAUCUUCAGAGGCAUCCGAGGUCUGUGGGGCACUACGCUGACUGAGAACACAGCUGAAAACAGGGAGCUUUACGUGAAGACCACCCUGCGAGAGCUGCUGGUCUAUGUUACAUUCUUGGUGGACAUCUGUCUAUUGACAUAUGGAAUGACAAGUUCCAAUGCUUAUUACUACACCAAAGUGAUGUCUGAGCUCUUCCUGCAGACCUCUACAGAUGGCCGUGUCUCCUUCCAGUCCAUCGGCAGCAUGGCUGACUUCUGGGUGUAUGCACAAGGUCCCCUGCUGGAUAAUCUUUACUGGACCAAGUGGUACAACAACGAGUCCCUGGCAGCGCACAGCACCCAGUCAUACAUCUAUUACGAGAACCUGCUGCUGGGUGUCCCACGCAUGAGACAACUGAAGGUGAAGAACAACUCCUGUGUGGUCCAUGAUGACUUCAAGGAGGAAAUCUUGGGCUGCUAUGAUGUAUACUCUGAAGACAAGGAGGAAAGGGUCUCCUUUGGGCUCAUCAAUGGAACAGCGUGGAGGUACCAUUCUGAGGAGGAGCUGGGUGGUUCAUCUCACUGGGGAAGACUAACCAGUUACAGUGGGGGCGGAUACUACAUAGACCUCAAGAUGACCAGAGAAGAGAGUGCUGAAGCCCUGCAAGUCUUGAAAGAGAAACUGUGGCUGGAUCGGGGAACACGAGUUGUCUUUAUUGAUUUCUCUGUGUAUAAUGCAAAUAUCAAUCUGUUCUGUGUUCUGAGGUUAGUGGUUGAGUUUCCAGCCACUGGUGGUGCCAUUCCCUCCUGGCAAAUCCGGACAGUGAAGCUUAUACGAUAUGUCAGCGCGUGGGACUUCUUCAUUGUUGCCUGUGAAAUUGUAUUCUGUGUCUUCAUCUUCUACUACGUGGUGGAAGAGGCUUUGGAGCUCCGUAUCCACAAGCUUCAGUACUUCACCAGCAUCUGGAACAUUCUGGAUGUGGUUGUCAUUCUGCUCUCUAUUGUUGCCAUUGGGUUUCACAUCUUUCGCACCACUGAGGUGAACAGGCUGCUGGGAGAGUUGCUGAAACACCCCGACACCUAUGCAGACUUUGAAUUCCUGGCAUUCUGGCAGACACAGUACAACAAUAUGAAUGCAGUCAACUUAUUUUUUGCCUGGAUCAAGAUAUUCAAGUACAUUAGCUUUAACAAAACAAUGACCCAGCUCUCCUCCACGCUGGCACGUUGUGCCAAGGACAUCCUGGGCUUUGCCAUUAUGUUCUUCAUUGUCUUCUUUGCCUAUGCCCAGCUGGGUUACCUUCUAUUUGGGACACAAGUGGAAAACUUCAGUACCUUUGUUAAAUGCAUUUUCACCCAGUUUCGGAUCAUUCUUGGUGAUUUUGACUACAAUUCCAUUGACAAUGCCAACAGGGUCCUUGGGCCUGUUUACUUUGUCACCUAUGUGUUCUUUGUUUUCUUUGUACUUCUGAACAUGUUUCUGGCCAUCAUCAAUGACACCUACUCAGAAGUCAAGGAGGAGCUUUCGAGCCAGAAGGAUGAGCUGCAGCUCUCUGACAUCUUGAAGCAGAGCUACAACCGGACACUCACGAGGCUGAAGCUGAAGAAGGAGCAGAUCUCUGAUGUACAGAAAGCCCUGCAGAAUGGAACAAAACAACUAGACUUCGAAGACUUCAAGAACAGCUUGAAGGAACUGGGCCAUGCAGACCAUGAGAUCACAGCAGCUUUCUCCAGAUUUGACAAAGAUGGCAACCAUAUCCUUGAUGAAGAGGAGCAACAGCAGAUGAAGCAUGACCUAGAGGCGAAAAGGGUUGCUCUGAAUACAGAAAUUGAAAAUUUGGGGAAAUCCUAUGGUGACAACAACAUGCAUGAGAAUCUAACCUACAUGGAAGCAAGGAAUAACCACACCAAUAAGGCCACCUGGGUCUCCAAAGAAGAAUUCCAAGUCCUCCUGCAUCGCGUGCUGCAGCUGGAACAUUCCAUAAACAGCAUUGGCUCCAAGAUUGAUGCAGUGGUGAACAAGCUCAAUUUGCCAGAAAGAAAAGAGCUGAAGAAGAAGGAUCUGUUGGGCAAACCUCUGGGUGAUAUUAGCAAGGAGGAAGAAGCCAGUCAGAAAGAGCUGCAUCCCCAGAGCCUGGACCAGUUGGGGAAAGAAGAAUCAGAAAGUUGGACAGAACAUGUACAGAGAAACAACCUGAGUGGCAACUCUUCCCAAAAUGGGAUCUAUCACAUCUUGCCCAAGUCAAGUGUGCUGGGGUCUCAGGUGCCCAAGAACCUCUAGCCAGUCUGAUGUGCAUUUCUAUAGCAGUGCUCAGCAGCCCAGUGCUCCCAGUCUGGCUACCAUAGUACCAAGUCACUGUCAGUUGUUCCCUCACUGUUAGGAUAAUCCAGACAGCUGGACACAGACAGCACUGUUGUCAGGAGCCCUUAAUGUGAAAAAUCAGGGAUGCUCUUCUCCAUGAUGUAUCAUGUCACAGAGCUAGAACUUCUGUCCCACUUCACCUUCUCCCCUGUACCUAUAUCUCAGGAAGAGGUAAAAUUUGGCACUAGGUGAUGUAUUAGAUUUUUGCCUCUGAACAGGCUGGCACAGCAUCGUGUAUCUAGCCUUCCCCAAAAAGUAGGAACCCCUGAACUCUGAACAUUUGUGUCCAGAGUGGCAUAUUGCAACUUGCUCCCCACACACGAUAGUCUGCAGAAGAAAGAUAUGGUUGCCAUGGAAAGAAAGCAGAAUAUAAUCACUAGUGUAAAAUGGGAAGAGGAAAUCUAGUUGUUUCUGCCUGGUUACAGCCAGUUUUGUUCUGCUGUAGUUUGUUUCCAGAUUACCUUGGUAACCCUCUCUGUACCUUAGAUUCAGGUAUUUAGGAAAGAGGUUACUAGUGCUUAACUCUGGAUAACUACAAUAAGAGUUGACACCAGUGUAAUUGGGAGAAAGUCUGAAAUAUUCUAAAAUGAGAAGCAGUUGGUGAAGUCCUAGGUCUGAGUGUUAGGGAACAAACUUCUGGUUAUAUGAUUUCUAACAUAGCUGUUGACACUAAGAAAUCUUUGUCAUUUAUUUUCACACUUCUUAAACUGCAUCUCAAGAUUCUUGCACCUUGCAAACUAGCACCCCAUUUAUGAAGUUUGAUGCUUCUUGUUUUUGUCAAGGAAACAAAUUUGCAGUUAUGGGUGCUGACACCAUCUACAUUGAAGAAUAUUGUGAAAAUGAGAUGUGUCAGUUUUUUGACCACAUGCAAGAUAACUUAUUUUCUAAGCAUUUUUCUGUUUGCUGGGGCUAGUCUUUCCUUGUAAUUGGUGCAGACUAUUGCUGCUAUUACAGGGCCAUUGUAAAUAUAUUUCAAUACCUUAAUCACUGAUAUUCUGCAAUAGUUAACCGCAAAUAGGCUCUGUAGGCUUAAAGCCAAUAGAAAUGUGAGCUGUACCAGACCACUGCUAACAGCUCUCAUUAGUGCUACACUGUUUAGUGUGCUGUGCAGUGAUAGGUUUAGUGGGGACCUUGUGCAGGGGCAUCUUGUAUUGCUGCCUUUUUUAAGAUGAAUGUGUCACUGCAUUCUGGGGAAAGCCUCUUUGGCAAUGUCUGAAGGACCUCAGGAUGAGCCCUGUCCUCAGAUGGCCCAGGUGUCAGGGCUGCCACAGCCACAAGAUAGUCUUGAUAAAUUGAAACAGUGUCAUUCAACUACAAGGGCCCAGCAGGAACUGUGAGAAGCAGCUUGUUGUCCAGCUCACAGGGAGGAUUUCAGACAGGAGCUGUGGAGGCAGGAACUACAGGAUCUCAUGAUUCACUUCCCAUCAUCAGCUGGUCCUGCUGUUGGGGACAAGACUUACCU
This is a messenger RNA of Poecile atricapillus (Black-capped chickadee), 4141 nucleotides long. RefSeq names its product polycystin 2 like 1, transient receptor potential cation channel (gene PKD2L1). Gene Ontology annotation, molecular function: calcium channel activity; calcium-activated potassium channel activity; sodium channel activity. Gene Ontology annotation, biological process: detection of mechanical stimulus; potassium ion transmembrane transport. Bases 70 to 2598 code for a protein of 842 amino acids. The transcript is spliced from 15 exons. Gene Ontology annotation, cellular component: membrane. Lineage: Eukaryota; Metazoa; Chordata; Aves; Passeriformes; Paridae. The record is from RefSeq and is a predicted model, not a curated record.